Messenger RNA from Rhodotorula toruloides NP11, 876 nucleotides. RefSeq lists its product as uncharacterized. Bases 1 to 876 code for a protein of 291 amino acids. The record is from RefSeq and is a predicted model, not a curated record. NCBI's taxonomy places the organism in Eukaryota, Fungi, Basidiomycota, Microbotryomycetes, Sporidiobolales, Sporidiobolaceae. The transcript has 3 exons.
AUGCUCUUCAGGAGGUCACGCAGCCCCUCAGAGGUCCCCUCAGGAUACAAGCACGGCCUGGUACCUCCCCGCCUUGCCCGUCAACUCGGCCCCUUCUUCUGCCGCGUAGACCCGCGCUACGUCGCCGACCGGCCACCGCGUUAUUCGCUCGAAUGCGAGCUCAUUUGGCGCACGGUGCCCCUCGAGCACUGGUAUGGCAAAGACGAGGAGCUCAGCGAGCUACAGGGCUGCCUCGACGUUGUACGGGAUCAGCUGGCGAAGGGUGGCGGAGCUCGCCGUGAGUUGCGGGAGCUCGAGCGUGAGCUGGAUGAGCGGGUAACGAUGCUGGACAUAGGCUACUCAGUUCUUUAUCGCGCGCACUAUUUCUUCUUCGACUGGCUAGCGCGGCGUAAAGUGCUCGCCGAGCACGCGUACCAGGCGCUGGAAGAGUAUGCGGAGGGCGCUGGUGGCAAUCUCUCGAGUUACUGGCCGGAGGCGGCGCGGCAAGAGUGGACGGAAGGCGCGCUUGUCGCGGCAGAUUGGGUCCUCGCGAGAUUCGAAGCGGAGAAGAAAGCGCUCGGCAGAUUGCCUCCGGCUCAGCUCGCCUUUCUCCACUCUGACAACCCCGACUACCGCACGAAGCCUAUCCCGCCUCCAAUCACGCGCAUACCGCCACGCAAUCCCUCUGCUCGCAUCGUCGGCGACCUCGGCGCGCACCUCGCGGAUCUCCCUCCGCCCUACACCUUCUACCGUACCGACGAUCAGCCGAGCCACUUCGAUUUGUCCCCCGGCUCACCAUAUGCGAAGGGACACUCGUCGGACUCUGGACACGGCGACAUGCGUGACCUGAUCGACUUCGAAGAAAGCCCCUCCUCACGUGCUCGCGCCUCGCACUGA